CGAGCUGCGACAGGGGCCGUUUCGUCACAGACCUCAACGAAACGAUAACAUUUUUCUUUUUUUUUGUUUGCCCAGCCGUCGCCGUCGUUUUGAGUUUUCGACCAUCGAACGUCCAGAUCCGCAACGUCCACGGCGGGGCGAUGUCGCAGCUGAGCAGUUCGUCGAGUUCGAAGCGUACGAAAUCGCCAUUUUAGCGUGGUUUAAUGUUAGUCGAAAUCGUGACAGAACAACGCUCGGCCGUAUCUGUAUCGCGUUAUUCACGUAGUGCUUUAUUCGGGAACUCGAAAUCCAAGGUUGAUGGAACCGAAAUCGAGACCGUGCGGACGUCAAUGUCAGUGCGAUUAAUCGAACGAUGCGAAUGCUAGGACUCGCGUAAUAGGAAAAGCCAUCCCCGAGAGAACCGCGCGUUGAUAUAUUAUCGGGACAGUGGCUCGUCGAACCGGUCGAAGGCAUAUUUGAUGGCUGUGGCGGUUCCCAACUGCCACUCGAGGGUGUCGAUGUCCGUCUCCAUGAGCAUAAUGCAGGGUACAGCCGGGCCGACCGCGGGAGCAGGGCAACAAGGGGGACUCCACGGGGCCCAGCCCUACUACCAUCCGCAGCACGCCGUGGCACCGGCCCAUACGCAGGAACAGGUCCAACCGGAUAGGCCCAUCGGGUACGGAGCCUUCGGUGUCGUUUGGGCCGUAACGGAUCCGAGGGACGGCAGACGGGUGGCGUUGAAGAAAUUACCAAAAGUGUUCGCAUCGGUGAUCUCGUCGAAGAGGGUGUUUAGAGAAUUGAAGAUGUUGUGUUUCUUCAAACACGAAAAUGUUCUUUCGGCCUUAGAUAUCCUUCAGCCUCCGCACUUGGACUUUUUUCAAGAAAUAUAUGUAAUUACGGAGUUGCUGCAAAGCGAUUUACAUAAAAUUAUAGUUUCGCAUCAGCCCCUAUCAUCGGACCAUAUAAAAGUUUUCCUGUACCAGAUUCUUAGAGGUUUAAAAUAUUUACAUUCGGCUAGGAUAUUACAUAGGGACAUCAAGCCUGGUAACCUUCUGGUAAAUAGUAAUUGUGUUCUAAAGAUCUGUGAUUUUGGCUUGGCGAGAGUGGAAGAACCGGACACGAACAAACCCAUGACGCAGGAAGUGGUAACGCAAUAUUACAGAGCGCCGGAAAUUCUGAUGGGCACCAAGCAUUACUCGGCGGCCGUCGACGUCUGGUCGGUGGGCUGCAUCUUCGGCGAAUUGUUGGGACGAAGGAUACUGUUCCAGGCCGAAAACCCGUUCCAGCAAUUAGAAUUGAUCACCGAGCUGUUGGGCACGCCGUCGCUGGAAGACAUGAAAUACGCCUGCGAGGCGGCCAAAUCGGACAUGCUGCACAGGGCGCCGAAGCCGCCGUCGCUCUCCGCCCUCUACACGUUGUCCUCGCAGGCGACGCACGAGGUCGUGCAUUUGUUAUGCCAAAUGUUGGUGUUCGAUCCGGAUAAACGAAUCUCCGUCGUGGACGCACUGGCGCAUCCCUAUUUGGACGAAGGCCGGUUGAGAUAUCACUCGUGCAUGUGCAAAUGUUGCUAUACGACGGCGAGCGGCAUGCGACAGUACACGUCGGAGUUCGAAAGUACGGCGCCGCAACCCUUCGACGAUCGUUGGGAGAAGAAACUCAACACCGUGCAACAAGUCAAAGAAGAGAUGCACAAAUUCAUAGCGGAACAACUGAACACGAGCCGAGUCCCUUUGUGUAUAAAUCCCCAAUCUGCGGCGUUCAAGAGUUUCGCCAGCUCGACGGUCGCCCAUCCUUCCGAAUUACCCCCGUCGCCUUAUCAGUGGGAGUACUGAUAAGCCACCGAGGGCAGCUGUUCGAAGACAACGUCCGUCGAACUACGUCUUUUCAGUUUUCGUCGUCUCUAAUAAAUUGCUAUAUGAAGAAAACCAAACCGAUGAUGAUGAUGAUAUUUCGAACGGACGUAGUGGAGCCUAUCUGUGUUUCACCUCAACCAUACACCAAAUAUUAACGAAUCAGGGAUCCUAUGCAAUGCAAAUCGAGAAAUUGAUAAGAUUUACGGCGCUGGCUGACAAAACGAACAUCCCCAACGUAAUUGUGUGUGUUUUUUUCGUGUAUAUUUAGUCGGCAAAUGUGUGAUUUUAUUCCAUAUACAAACAAAUUAACAAGUAGAUCUGCCUAAGAAUUAGACUCGUGUGGUUUUUGACAGUUCAUCUCGAAAGGAACGAACAAUUUUCAUUUUCAAAUUGGAUUGGAAUUAAAAAAAAAAGUAAAAAUUUGGCAAGGUUUUUUAGAUGACCUAUUGCAUAAGUUUAAACACCUAAAAUUUAUCGAUUUCUAGAUGUAUUUUAUUAUUGUUUAAUGUUUAACCCGGCUUGGUCGUUUUAACGACAGGUAAUGAAAAUGUUUUAAUUGCAAAAAACGUAACGUGUACUUAUUGUAUUUGCGAUAGUUGCUAACUUUUAUUAUGUAUUAUAAUAAAACAAAGUCCGUGUUGUACAUAAUAAUAAUAAUUGUGUAAUUCGUAGCAAUUGAAAUUGGAAACAAAAACUACGAGUCACCCUGUAGAUACAGUGUACAGAAAUCACUGCCUUGAUUAGUUCUAGUGAAUGAAAAAUUUGUAGUGUUUAGUUGGAUAAGACUGGCGAAUUUUUUCAUUCGUUUUUUUGUAACGUUCCAUUGGCAGUCUUUCGAAAUUACGCAGUUUUUUUU
Molecule: messenger RNA, 2688 nt
Organism: Phyllotreta striolata
Lineage: Eukaryota; Metazoa; Arthropoda; Insecta; Coleoptera; Chrysomelidae
Source: the annotation of a GenBank genome assembly